AUGGCCGACCCCCUCCUCGACUUCCUCUCCGACGGUCUGCCUCCAUCGCUAACCGAACGAGGUAGCGACAGUGCCGCAGCAGCAUCAACCUACCUUUCCCGUCUAACCUCACUCUCAUUCAAUGACAUUGUAAACAACGAACCCGCAGCCCUAAAAUCCUCCCAUCACUCCAUCAACCUGUCCCUUCAAUCCCUCGCUUCCCGGUCCUACCAAAGUUUCAUAACUUCCUCUGAACAACUAUCCACCAUUCCAACCGCUCUCAACAAACUCAAUGAUUCAAUCGAAUCCCUAAAAUCACACCUCCCGGCGCUGGACGCCCACCUCAGCGAAUUUUCGAAGAAAUACCAUAAAUCAUCACCUGUGCUUCAAGAACGUACUCGAAAACAUACCUUAGCAAGAACUUUCCCCAAACUGCUCGAUAUUCUAGAGUUGCCCACUCUUCUGCAAUCCGCAAUAUCUUCAUCGAACCCCUCGUUGGCCCUCGAUAUUCAUUCCCACGUUCGUAGACUAUACCAGUUGUACCCGAAUACACCGAUAAUUGCUUCCGUAACUCGUGAAUGCGAUGCUCUCCUCCAAGUGCUAAAUACACAACUUCUAACAACCCUACGCGGACCACUCAAGCUCCCAGCAGCUAUAAAAACGAUUGGAUACCUGAAACGGACAUCGCCGAACAUAGCUCCGGGGGAGGAAGUCUGGGGUUCCAUAUUCCUCGUUGCACGAUUGUCAUUCUUGAAUAGUCUCUUCCAAGCGUUGGAUCCGCUCCGGGAACUCGCAGAUGUGGAAAGGGAAGAAUGGGCGAAGUCGCAGACCGCCGCGAAUGGCGAUAGCAAUCGGAAAUCCAAGUCAACAGGUCACCAAACCGAGAGAUAUCUAAAACGUUGGAUCGAGGUAUUCCGUGAGCAGAGUUUUGCGAUAGUAACUAUGUACCGAGCUGUUUUCCCGCCAUCUGGAAGUACGACUACAAAUCUUGCUUCGGCUUAUCUUGCCCCCCAAACACCUGUUACGCCAAAUAUUAGAAGAAGCAGUGUGGUUAGCGCAGAUGGAGAUAUUGGCGAUGGGAUUGAUACGCCCAGUCCGCUAGUUACGUUCGUUCCUCAUUUGGUGACUAUGCUAACGUCGACUCUGAGGAACUACCUGCCGGUCGUAUCAGACAAAUCGGCGAGGGAGUCAUUGUUGACGCAGAUGUUAUAUGCGGCGGGAAGUUUAGGAAGGUUAGGUGGGGACUUUGGUAUGAUUCUUGCGACAGGGUUAUUAGGAGUUGAUGGUGCCGGAAGUGAGGACUCCGUGGAAGGAAAUACAGAGGGGGGCGAGUGGGUUGAGGUUAUGCAAAAGCAUAGAGUUUUAGCGGAAAGGCUAGAGGAAUUGGCAGCUGGGAAAGGAAUCAGGUCGCCAUCAGCCAGUCCUCUCUUAUCGUAA
Molecule: messenger RNA, 1416 nt
Organism: Orbilia oligospora ATCC 24927
Lineage: Eukaryota; Fungi; Ascomycota; Orbiliomycetes; Orbiliales; Orbiliaceae
Exons: 1
Coding region: 1-1416 (471 amino acids)
Biological process (GO): cytoplasm to vacuole targeting by the Cvt pathway; intra-Golgi vesicle-mediated transport
Cellular component (GO): COG complex
Source: RefSeq, a predicted model, not a curated record